Molecule: messenger RNA, 1828 nt
Organism: Neocloeon triangulifer
Lineage: Eukaryota; Metazoa; Arthropoda; Insecta; Ephemeroptera; Baetidae
Product: retinal homeobox protein Rx1-like
Exons: 3
Coding region: 70-1110 (346 amino acids)
Biological process (GO): positive regulation of transcription by RNA polymerase II
Molecular function (GO): DNA-binding transcription factor activity, RNA polymerase II-specific; RNA polymerase II cis-regulatory region sequence-specific DNA binding
Source: RefSeq, a predicted model, not a curated record
UCGAUCCUGCCGCAGCAACCCUUCCUUUGGCUGGGCGCCCUGGCUCGCAGGUCGCUGCAGUAGCGCGCCAUGGACGCUCCGGACAACAACAACAGCACGUGCAAGUCUGCCGGGCCGAGGCACACCAUCGACGCCAUCCUGGGCCUGAGCCGCGGCGGCCCCGGCGGCUCCGUCGGCCACCACAGCAGAGGCCACAUGGCCCCCGUCAGCCUUGCCCUGCACCACCUGGUCGCCACCUCCACUGCCAACGCCCUUCUCUCACCCUACGGAGGGGUCAUGGUCAGGAGAGACCUCGGACAUGAGUCAAGUGGUGAAACGAGCAACUCUGAGGACGGUGGUGGCGUCGGCCGGCUGCUGGGCGACCACGGGACGCGCAGCAGCGACGACGAGGAUGACGAGAGCCGAGCGACGAGUCCGGCUUCAGGUCGGGCGGGCACUCCGGGAGCAGGAGGGUCACUACCUGGAGGACCUUUGUCGCCGGACAGCGGGGAACCGAAGAAAAAGCACCGCCGCAACCGCACCACCUUCACCACCUAUCAGCUGCACGAACUGGAGAGGGCCUUCGAGAAAUCGCACUACCCUGACGUCUACAGCAGGGAGGAGCUCGCAAUGAAAGUCAACUUGCCGGAAGUGAGAGUCCAGGUUUGGUUUCAAAACCGACGAGCCAAGUGGAGGCGGCAGGAGAAGAUGGAGGCGGCCCGUUUGGGUCUUAGUGAGUACCCGAUGGGCACGAUCGGCCGACCGGGGGCGGCCGGGGCGAUGUCGGCGGCCAACUCGUUAGCGUCGGCGGCUGGACUGGCGCUGCCCCUGGACCCGUGGCUGUCGCCGCCCCUGCUCAACUCACCCCUGUCGCACCUGCCCGGCUUCCUGUCGCACCCGCAGAACGGCUACACCUCGUACCUGACGCCACCUUCGUCCACGCAGCAUAACAUCUCGUCGCUGGUGGCCGCGGCCACGAUCGCAGCGGCCGCGGCCGCCGCCGACGCCAACAAGGAGCAGCGGGACGAGGAACGCUCCAGUUCAGACCCGCGCUCCUCCAGCAUCGCGGCCCUGCGGCUCAAGGCAAAGGAGCACGUCGAGUCGCUCAGCAAAGGACUGCAGAUGGUCUAGAGAAGGUGUGAAAAUCGCAGCAGAUCUCACGGUUAGAUGUAUAUUGCGGCGCCAAAAUGCAAAAAGGACGCUCAGAGGAUUAGUGGAUGUGUUUGAAUGUCUCCUAAUUGGAUUAAUUUUCUUCAUCUCCUGAUAGUGCUGAAAUUGAUGAAAAUUAAUUUGUAAAAAAUACAGAGUUGUAAUUAAAAAUUUAAUUGAUUAGCAAUAUCAUAUGUUUCCUGUAAAGUGACCAAAUAUUAAUCAAUUUUAAAAUUGAAAACUGGCCAGUUAAAAAUUUAUCAAUCAUUUGGAAAUAGUACCAAUGAUUCUAAAAACUUUUAUUAAAAAUGUCUUUUAUCUCUUAAAUUGUAUGUCGUUUUUGUAUGAUAAAAAAUUCAUAAUAUUGAUUUAAAUUCUUUAAUUACCAACUCUGUAUUUGUGUUAUGUCCAACAAAAUAAUGAACGUUUCAAAUUUUUUCCAUAGUGGAACAAAAGUCUGUGUUUCUUCUUUUCAGCGAUAAAACGCCAAAUUUGUUUCUCUUUGAAAAAUAAUCAGAGGAAUUAACAUUCAUACAUUUAUGUUAAAUAUGUGGUGUGUGUUUUUUAAAUGCAGACCCAGCGGCGAUGAAAUGGUUGUUCAAAAACAGAUUAUUAACUGUGCGUAAGAUCCGUCGAGUGAUUUAGUGUCUCAAUAAUUAAUUGUAUAAAAUAAAUAUGUAAUGAAUCUCGAUGCGGAAAA